ACCAUCCUUUCAGAUCCCAGUUUGAAAAGGUUCAUGAACGAGACGGAGGGCGGAUAAGUCAGGGAUUUAAACCAAAAUUCAUGGUUUAGUGGCUUUAUUUCAGAUAAAAUGGCAGAUCCCAAACUGGAGCCCAUCGUGAAGCGCAUCCGCCACCUGAGUUCCCUUGUGAGCACUUCAGGCCUGGAUGGCGGCAAGGGCUCGGGAUUUGUCACGCCACAGCUGGUUGGGCAUGAGGGCUUGCUGGAUGCUCUCUUUGUCCUCUAUGAUGAGUGCAAUAAUGAUCAGAUGAAGAAAGAUGUAAACGUGUGCGCGUUCAUUGACAAGUAUAGGAGCACAGUACAUGACUUACGUAAAUUACGUGUGAACUUGAAUGACUUUGAGCAGAAGAAAGUGAUUGGAAAAGGCCAUUUUGGUGUUGUUCAGGUAGUUAGAGAAAAAGCAACAGGAAAUGUUUUUGCUCUCAAAAGCCUUCGCAAAUUAGACACCUUAUCACAACAACAUGUUGCUUUUUAUGAGGAAGAGAGGGAUAUCAUGGCAAAGGCUACCUCAACCUGGAUCACAACAUUACAGUAUGCAUUCCAGGAUGACCAGCAGCUUUACUUGGUGAUGGAAUUCCAUCCUGGUGGAGAUUUGCUGUCUUUGCUGGAUCGGUACGAUGGCACGUUCUCGGAGGACAUGGCACGCUUUUAUUUGGCAGAAAUCACCCUGGCUAUACAUGACUUACACUCCAUGGGUUAUGUGCAUAGAGAUAUAAAGCCUGACAACAUACUGAUAGAUAGAUGUGGUCAUAUCAAGUUAGCUGACUUUGGCUCUGCAGCAAAACUCACAUCAUCAGGUGUUGUCAGAAGUAAAAUGCCCGUUGGAACUCCUGACUACAUAGCUCCAGAGGUCCUGCAGUCUCUUAACGAGAAAGCUUCCAGUGUGUCUUACGGGGUGGAAUGUGACUUGUGGUCCCUUGGAAUAAUGGCUUAUGAAAUGUGCUUUGGUGAUACACCCUUCAAGGGGGAAAAAGUAGUUGAUACCUACAGUAACAUCAUGAACUAUAAGAAAACACUCAAAUUUGAUGAUGAAGAACAUGUAGUCAGUGAGGCGGCGAAGGACCUAAUACGUGGCUUGCUUGAAGAGGCCACCCAUCGCCUGAAUCACUCGGCAAUCGUUCAGCACAAAUUUUUCCUUUUGGUGAACUGGAAUAAUCUGCAAAACUGUGCCCCACCAUUCGUCCCCAUUGUGAACAGUGUAGAUGACACAAGCAACUUUGAGGAAUUUGAGAAUGAGAGGAGGCUGCCCAGUGUUGAUGCUUUCCGUACCCGACAGGGCUUCUCGGGCCGGAACUUGCCUUUUGUGGGUUUCACUUACAAUAGGGGCAAGGCCAGUGUGGAGGGGCCCAAUCCUACUCCUGGUGUUAGAACAAAUUCCAUUGGUUCAUCAAUUGUCAAUGUCUCCUUCCUUGAUGAAACCUUCAGGGACUCAUCUCAGCGUGAUGACCAACUAAAGUCCCUGAAAAAGGAAAAUCAUGAACUUAAACUGGAGGUUGAGCAACUGAAGGACAAGGAACAUGGAAGGGAGGUCCAAGCUAGAGACAGGAAGCUGAAGGAGGCUGAGUGCAAGAUUGAAUAUUUGGAGAAGGAGCGGCAGCGCUUGGAGGAGGAUAAUGUUCGCAACGAGAGAGCUAAAGCUACGUAUAAAAGAGACCUUGCUUUAGAAAGAUCUAACCGAGUUCAGACUGAGACACAGACCAUUGAACUCGUCAGAGGAAUGAAGAACAAGUGGAAGCAGGAGGAAGCCAAGAAGAUUGAGGUUUUAUCUAGCAAGAUUGCUGCAUAUGAGGAAGAAAUUGCAUUCCAGCAGUCACAACACAAGGAAGUAGUGAAUGCACUGGCUGAGAGGGAGAAGGAGUUCAAAGUAUUUGCAACUGAGAUUCAGAGGCUGAAGAAGCAACUCCAUGCAAAGGAGAAGAUGGAAAUCUCCUUCCAAAAGGAGAAGGCUGAGAUGGUGUGCCACGGAGACUGUUCACCAGCUCAAGAGGCAAAGCAGAAGCUGGAGGAACUCGUCCAAAAGCUGGAGAAGGAGAAGGAAAAGAGAGAGAAGAUCACCACAAAACUGGAGGAAGCAGCAUCGCUGAGGAAUGAACUGGAGAAGGAGCUCCACCAGAAGGCUCAUGUGGAGGAUGAAAGCAAGCUGAUGGAGAACCAGAUGGAGGAACUCAGCCAGAAGCUAGCUGAGACUGAGAGGGCCUUGGAGGCAGCGGAGGACAGGAUGAAGCACUUUGAGCAGCAGAAUCAUGCUACAAAGAAGCAGCGAAUUGAAGAGCUGGAAGGCCAACUUACCCAAGAAAAGAAGGAAUGUUCAGUGCUGCGGAACCAGUUGCAGGAAUUAACAGGCCGUUUGAAUGAGUCACGUGCUAGUUACGAGAGCCUGGAUUCUACUCGCAGUCUGAGGGAAGAGGAGCAGGAGGCAAAGAUUAAGGAAUUGGAACAAGAGUUGAAACUAGCAACUUCAGGCAAAUUAAACCUCCAAAACCAACUUGCAGUUGUAAGGGCAAGAGAAGGAGAGCAUAAGAGCAAGAUAUCAGACCUUGAGUUGCUGCUCUCCAAGCUUGACGAUACUGUACGCAGCCUGGAAAAUAAAAAGUCCUCCACAGAAGCAUGUGCAGAGACAUUCCAGACUAAACUGCAGCUCCUUGAGGCUCAGCUGGAGUCGGCCAAGGCUGCUAGCGAACAGGACAAGGAGAAGGCCAAGAAGUUAUCUGAAGAUCUAAGAGUGGCUAAGGCAGAGCUGUCAGACUGCAAAUUGGACUUGCGUGUAGCCCAGAGAGACUCCAAGUCAUCCCAAGACACUAUCUUGUACUUGAGGGAAAGAAGCCGAGAACAGCGAACGCAGCUUGAGGAGAAAGAGACUGCUGUACAGAAGGUCAAAGAACUGGAGGAAGAGCUCCGGAAGAGCAUGGAGAAGCAAGAUGAGGAGAUCCAGAAGCAAGAGGCUCAUUUUGAGAAAGAGAGGGCAGCUCACAAGAAAGCAGUUGCUACCCUGGAAGAGAGGAUCAAGAAUCUCCAGGAGGCCAACAAAGGCUCAGAAGAGUUGCAGAAGAAACUGCGUGAUGCCUACCAGCAAGCAGAUGGUCUCAAGCUUGAGAAACGAGGACUGGAAACUCAGAUCAAGAUGGUUGAAUCUGCACGAGAAGAAAUCAAACAAGAGAAGCAGAACAUGAGAAGUGAAGCUGAUGAUUUGAGGAAGAAACUUCAAGACUCAGAAGCAACAAUAGCUCAGCUGAAGGAACUGUGCUCCAUGCAAGAUGAAGAACUGACAGUGAUGGAGACCCUCUCUGAACAAAUUAAAACUCACCAGGAAGAGAAGGACAAACUCAAGAAGGACCUUGAGAAACUCCAAGCUGACCUAAGAACGGCACGGUCCGCUGUCAAUGAGGAAAAGUCAUUGAAGUUGUUCCAGGAGAGGAAGGUGAAGGACAUGGAGAGUCAGCUGAAUUGUCGAGAUGAGGAGAGUGACCAGCAGGUGGCACGACUCAAUGAACAACUGCAAGAGUCUAACAAGUCCAACUUGGAAUUGCAUGAACAGAUUGAGAGUCUGGAGAAGGAACUCAAGGAGGCGACUCUCCUGGUUCGCAACAUGGAGCGUGAGUUCACAUCUCUUCAAGGCCAGCGUGACUUGAUGCAGCAGGAGAUUGAUGGUCACAUUCACCACAUCCACACCCUAAAGGAUUCCAACUUCAAGCUGACAGAAGCACUGGAAACUGCAGUGUCCAAGGGAGAGACAUUCAAGCAAAAGAUUGAAGAAGUAGAGCGCAUGCUAGCAGACCAGCAACUGAUGUUUGAGGAUGAGAAGAUCAAGAUGAAGAGCACCAUUGAGCAACAGACCAAGCUGAUUGACUUCUUGCAAGCUAAGACUGACAAUUCUAAGAAGAAGAAGAACUUCAAGGAAAAGUUGUUUGGAGGGAAAGACAAAGAGAACACUGGCUUCAGCAUGCCGCACCAAUACAGAGAACUGGAGGACCUGUUGGCACGAGAGCGAAUGAAUGGCAAACAGAUCCAAGAUCAGCUGAUCAAAGCCAGGGCUGAGAUUGUUGCAUUGAGGGCUAACGGUGGCACCCUGGACAACAAGAGUGUCAUGGGCACUCCUCGACCCCCAAGAACCCCCAUGGUGUCACGCACCCCCCUCCAGACGAAGACUCCCCAAAACAAGAGGGCCUUAGAGCACAUAGUGGACUCCCCCAACAUGCAGGAGAGCAGCUCCAAGCAAAGGAUGCGGCACAACAUCCCCCAUAGGUGGCAGUCUGGCCUUCAGAUGAGAGCAAUCCGGUGUGCAGGUUGCCUAGACAGCAUUCCCUUUGCAAGAAAUGCCUCCAAGUGUCAAGAGUGUGGAAUUAUUGCGCACAACAAGUGUUGUAUGGAAUUGCCAUCAACGUGUGGCCUACCUGUCCAAUUUGCAGAACAUUAUGCAAGAGGUUGGAGUUCUGAUUCUCCAGUUAAGUCCCAAGGAUCUCAUUCUUCUCAGAAGUGUGUGAUUCAGGGAUGGUUGAAGAUGCCAAAGUCUGGCAAAGCCUGCUGGGAGAGCCGUUUUGUUAGCCUGGAGCAAGAGGAGAUCCUGAUGUAUGACCAUGAGCCCAGCGCUGGCAUGCAACCUCGCUCUAAAAUUAGCCUAUCACGCCCUGGCUGUAUUACCACUGUUAUGUCUGCUGUGCCGAGGUCUGAGCUACCCAAUACUAGCAGUGUGGAUCUCCCCUAUGUCCUUAAGAUUGAAAUUCGUGCAAGGACUGCUUCUGGUCACUCUGAUACUCUGUAUUUCAUGACCACUAAUUUUGAAGAAAAGCAGUCAUGGGUAUCUGCCUUAGAGGGGGUUUUGGCACAAUUUAACGACAGUACAUCCUGUGCUUAUAUCUUUAGCCCAGAUGAGAGGAUGAACAAGGGUGAGGUGGAGGACAACAGUCUGACAGCAUGCAUCCAGGAGAACACAUUGUUAUCACUGGAUGGUCCUAGUCCUCUGGAUAUCAACAUUAUCGUUUACCUGAACAAAACUACUGCACUGGUUGGAGCAACAGAAGGCCUUUACUCCUUUGAGUUGGACCAGUCUGGGAAACUGCGGUCUCGUGCACGCAUAGAAGGCCUUAGCAGCAUCCACCAGAUCUUGAUGUUAGAGGAAGCUGGGAUGGUCCUCUUUAUCGCUGGCAAAGAGAACCUAGUGUACAUGAUUGACAUGCGGACAGUGGUUGCUGCAGCAGAAGCAGCCCAGCUUUCUAAGCCAAGUUUAAGCAUGCAACGAGUGGAACCGCUUCAGGGUUGCCAUCUAUUGGCCUCAGGUUGCACUACAGCCAAACAGACUUUCAUGUGUGCUGCAGCUUCAGACAGAAUUAGCAUCUUGGUGUGGAAUGAUCUGAAGAAUGAGUUUAGCAUCUGCCGUCAGUACAGCACUCAGGAACCCUGCAGUUGCUUGCACUUCACCAAAGCCUCUCUUAUUGUUGGUGCUGAGAAGUUUUAUGAGAUAGACCUCAAAACAUUUGAUAUUGAAGAAUUUUUGGAUGAGUCAGACACAUCUCUUGCUUAUGCCAUAUAUGGUUCAACCCAGAUGUCUUCAUAUCCAGUUGCCAUUCUGCAGGUGUCAAAGCCAGGAAAGUAUGAGGAAUACCUGUUGUGCUUCUACGAGUUUGCAGUGUUUGUAGAUCCUUGUGGACAGAGGUCUAGAGAGCAUGACAUCAAAUUCACUCGCUUACCCAUUGCCAUUGUCUUCCGCAAUCCCUACCUGUAUAUCAUACACCAGAAUGCAGUAGAGGUUAUUGAGAUCCGGCCAGACUCAUUCACCAAGGUGACCAGUAUUGACUCAGACACAGACAGUGACAUAGGCCCACCCAUCAGGAUGGUUACGAAGAAUAUGGCCAGACCGUCCUAUCUUGGUCCUGCGCUGAAUGCCGAAAGCAUCACCAUUGCCUCUAGGAGUUCCGAGAAGCUGCAGGUCUUGCAGAUAACAGCCAGCUUCCCAGAAGACCUUGACAUGUCCUCCACUUGGGGGACACUGCCAUCGUUUUCCAUGCAGAAGCAGGAACCAGACACUGUAUCAGUGAACUCGGUUAGCAGCAGGGGCAGUGUGACCAGCUCGGAUAGCGACUUUGGCCACUUCAACAAGCGCGUGCAGUUUAUGAGUGCUUCCCAAACCCCCAGCAGUAAAAGAUCAAAGACUGGAUUAUAAGGACUAGAUUUUAAGCUACUUAUCUCCUUGAGUUUUUGCCUGUCUAUGCCACUAGCGAUUAUUUUAUAACAUUUAGUGUCUUAUGGUUCAUGAAUGGGUGUACUAAGAAUGCCUUCCAGUUGAUGAAUGGGUGUUUGGCUUUGCUCUAAUAGUAAAGCUAAGUUUGAAUGUUAGUUUUCGUUAACAUGUUUCAGUCUAUAUAUUUCUGUGUAAAUGAGUCUUGUGUACCCUUUACUCAUUUGAUUUAGAGCUGUCAUAGAAUUUAGACUCCCUGCCCUUCUUACAAUAGAUAUGCUCACAUAUGUUUAAGUAUGUAUAUAUUUAUUAAUCAUCUUGCUUUUUACCUGUCACUAAGCUAGUCAGGGUUAUGAACUGUGAAGCAUUUUUUUUUUUUUUUUUGAACACUCAUUAUCCCAUGGAACAAAAGGAUACAUUUAUAUAGAAGGCACAUGGAUAUCAUAGCAUUUUAGGAACUGCUAAUUCAUCUAAAAGUGGAAAAUUGUAAAAAAAAAUGGUUUAAUCAUGUGAACACUACAUUGAUUUAUGUCUCUUACGGUGAUUUAUUUUGUUUUAUGUUACAUCUGUUGUGCUAGAACCAUAUGGUUGUUCUUUUGAUGUUGAUUAUUAGCAAACAGCUAACUUUUAACUAGAAGAUGGUACUUUUGAUUAUGAAAUUAUUAUUAUUAUUACUUCUUUUGUGUGGGUGUGAGAGAUUUUUUACAUCAGUAUUAUAAUUACAUAAAUUUAUGUGAUGGUGAAAAAACGGUGCUAUUACUUACGCUACUGUAAUAAGUGAUAUUUCCUUCAAAUAUUUUUUUUCUUCGAUAUAUAGGCAUAACCCUACUAGAUUUCCCUAACUUUAGUGCAAUUUAUUGCCUAACUGUAUAUUUGCAUCUUAUUUUAUCUUUUAACUUAUGUAUCUGUACUUUCUUAUCAAAUAUCAACAGAUAAUACAAAAAUUAUAUUUGUAUAUCUUAAAACAUGUAUAUGUAAUUGUUUGGAAUACAUUUUAUGAAUGACA
Penaeus chinensis is the source of this 7216-nucleotide messenger RNA. RefSeq names its product citron rho-interacting kinase-like (gene sti). Gene Ontology annotation, molecular function: ATP binding; protein serine/threonine kinase activity. Gene Ontology annotation, biological process: actomyosin structure organization; mitotic cytokinesis; peptidyl-threonine phosphorylation. The transcript has 41 exons. The record is from RefSeq and is a predicted model, not a curated record. The coding region runs from base 109 to 6195 and encodes 2028 amino acids. Gene Ontology annotation, cellular component: cytoplasm; cytoskeleton. Lineage: Eukaryota; Metazoa; Arthropoda; Malacostraca; Decapoda; Penaeidae.